Molecule: messenger RNA, 1937 nt
Organism: Cimex lectularius (bed bug)
Lineage: Eukaryota; Metazoa; Arthropoda; Insecta; Hemiptera; Cimicidae
Gene: EndoB
Product: endophilin-B2
Exons: 8
Coding region: 182-1081 (299 amino acids)
Cellular component (GO): cytoplasm
Molecular function (GO): protein binding
Source: RefSeq, a predicted model, not a curated record
AAUCGAGAGAUCGAGAUUCGAGUCAGUGAGUUGCGAGUCGCUUCGAGUUCGAGUUCGAGCCUGGCCUGUUCGAACUUCAGCUGAUGGUCCGUCUGCGUUGGAUAAACCUGGCUCGAUAACUCUCCAAAGAAGGCUGAUCGAAUCGGGAAGAGUUCUGCACAGGAUUCGCCCACGGACAACGAUGAACUUCAACGUCGACCUGAAGAAAAUGGUCCGGGACGCCGGGAACGUCAUGAACAGGAUGGUUCAGUUGACGGGCGAGAAGUUGGGCACCUCGGAGAAAACGGAGCUGGACGCCCACUUCGAAAACUUGGCCGAGAGGUCCGACACGACCAAGACGUGGACAGAAAAAAUCCUCAAAGACACGGAAUCCGUCUUGACGCCAAAUCCAGGAUAUAGAGUAGAAGAUUUUCUGUUCGACAAAAUUGAUAAGAAGAGAAACAAUAGGCUUAGCAAUCUUGAGUACCUUGGGCUAGAUAUGGUCGAAGCCGGGAAUGAAUUCGGCCCAGGAACGCCUUAUGGUGGGGCGCUUCUAAAAGUCGGCCAAUGUGAACAGAAACUCGGCAGGAUAGAGCGCGAAUUCAUCUCGAACACAAACACUUGCUUCCUCACCCCAUUGAGAAAGUACCUCGAAGGCGAAAUGAAGACGAUUGUGACCGAAAGGGGUGUUUUGGAGAGCAGGCGAUUGGAUUUGGACGCCUGUAAGAACAGAGUGCGGAAAGCGAGGAGCAUGAUCGGCCAGCCGACAGCGGCACAGGAAGGCCUAAGCCCUGAAUUACUUCUACAGCAGGCUGAGAGGGACUUGAGAGUGGCCCAGUCAGAGUUCGACCGACAGGUCGAAAUAACAAAACUAUUACUCGAGAGUGUUAGCAGUUCUCAUUCCUCACACCUGAGGUGCCUUAACGAUUUUGUCGACGCGCAGUUGCUCUACUUCCAGCAGUGUGCCUCUGCUGUACAAGACCUCAAAAAUGAAAUGUCCAACGACAGAAGAAGUCCCGUAGUGAGGUUAAACAGCGAGGAUAUCAACUUGUCUGGCCCGGCUUCAUUACAAGUCACUUCUGAAUCUAUGUCAUUUAUGUAGCUCCCUACAUCCCGAUUUAGUCUCACUAAACAUUUUAUUUUGAUCUAACCCAAUAUACACUGCACUUAGUAGACAUAUUAGAUUUUUUUUAAACCAGAAGAAAGGGAAGUAAAAAAGCAUAUCAGACAAUUUGAAAUGGUCGAUUUUUUAAAUUUUAUUUUAUAAAUACAUUUUGUCUUUUUUUUUUAAGUGGUGACAAUAUUUUUAAAUUUGACGGAUGUUCUAUAGUCAUUUUAGGGCGAAGGUGUUUUUGUAGCGCGUCGUAGAUUUGAUGUCAUAUGGAAGGGUAGUUUUUAUCGGGCUUCCACAAUCCAAAGUAUUUGCCACUACGGUAGAAUCUUGCUAAUCCGGCUUAUCGGGGCUUCGAUGUGGCUAUUAUUGUGGAUUAUUGAGUAUGCAUGAAUUUUCAACAAAAUUAAAGGAAAACAAAUAUUAAAGAUCUGGUUGAAAAGUGUAAAUUAUAAAAUGCUAUAAUUUUUUGCUGUUUUUGAUUUAAAUGUCUCUUUAGAAAUCAUGUUAACACCAACAAAAAACAUAUCUUUCCCCAUUAUUAGCUCUAAAAUAGAAACCGGUAGACUUUUUCUCACAAUUACCAAUGGAAAGAAUUUUCACUUGUCUUUAAAAUCUGCUCUAAGCAUUUUCCAAAUAUUCUGAAAAUAUAUUAAAAAAAAAAAACAUGAUUUAUUCAAAGAACCAAGCAAAAGUUCCAUUAUGGUACUGCUUUUCUACUUGAAAAAAAAAAUCUUUAGUUGUAUCUUUUUUACUUUUAUUAUUAGAACUUGCACCACCGUCUGCAAUAAAUUAACAUGGAUAGCUGUGGCGAAUCUUUUUAGACCCAAUAUUUUUUUUUAACUUA